Diabrotica virgifera virgifera (western corn rootworm) is the source of this 3393-nucleotide messenger RNA. RefSeq names its product protein zyg-11 homolog B. NCBI's taxonomy places the organism in Eukaryota, Metazoa, Arthropoda, Insecta, Coleoptera, Chrysomelidae. Gene Ontology annotation, cellular component: Cul2-RING ubiquitin ligase complex. The record is from RefSeq and is a predicted model, not a curated record. The coding region runs from base 166 to 2403 and encodes 745 amino acids. The transcript is spliced from 8 exons.
CCAUAUGAUAAAUUUGACAUAUUACUAUUUAAGAGUGAAUUCUUUAUCUGUAUUGUUUUUAUUUUUAUGAAGUAGUAAUUUAUUUUCUAGUUUAUUAAAAGUUUAGCGUAUUGAUCUUGUGAUUUAAGACUAAAGAAUUAUAUUUUGAAAAUGAUUUUGUAUUGAAUGAGUUCAUCCAAAAACAGAAAGAUGUUUGAAAGUCCCGAUACUUUGGAAGAACUUUGCUUAGAGGCAUUCUGUGAAAAUAUUUUGACUUACAUAGAGCGUGCAGAAUGGGUGAAAGACGAGGAGAGUGAUCAUUGGGGUGAAGUUACAGUGUACAAAUUUAAAGAUCCUGAGAUCUUCCUUAUUAGAGAAGUAUCUGAAAAAUUGCUCAAAAAGUUCGUGGAGAAAAGACUGCUAUGUGAUUCACUUUUACAAAUUUUCACCCAAUUGAAUACAAAAUUAAAAACCAUUAGGUUAAAGAGAUCCAAGAUAACCAAGACUGGCUUAAAAAUACUGAAAGAACAUAAAAUUGUUCAAUUAGAGUGUGUAGAUAUGCCAAAAAUUGGAAUUGGUGAUAUUUUAGAUUGUUUGAAUGAGUGGUCAGUAGAAAACAUGUCCAGUGUAAAUUUUGCAAAAUGUAGCUUUAUUGACGAUAUAUCUAGAUAUAAUUUUAUGGUAAGAAUAUUACAUUUAGUCAAUCUAACGAGACUUAAUUUGGCCUACACCGAACUAAAUCAAAAGGUAUUCGAGUAUAUAUGUGAAGAUUUAAAACAUUUACAAAACUUGGAUAUCUCUGGAACCCAAGUAACUGAUCUCAGGCCUUUGACGCAACGCUCGGCCAAACUACAGAGCUUGUCUAUAUGUGAUUUAUCCUGUGCCGAUCAUGUUGCGGAUACUCUACAAACAAUGCAUCAACUACGACAUUUAGACAUUAGUUUUUUUAACGACAAAAUCGACAACAAUGUAAAUCACCUAGACAUCUUACCAAAACUAGAAGAUCCAAACGUCUUACCAGAACUGAUGCUAUUGGAUAUAUCCGGGUGGAAACAUUUCAUUUGCAGACAGUUUUUACUAAAAUUUAUCGAGACGCAUCCGAAACUGCAAGUAAUAGGUAUUGUUCUUUGUUCUAUUACAUUCGAUCCUGUUUUCUCCGACAUGGGCGAUAUAGAGUAUCCCAAAAAUUUGAUCAUCGCAGGUUUGGGAAACGAGGAACAGAUUAAAGUGACGUUAACUAAAUACAAAGACAAGCCAACAUAUGUCCAAAAAGCAAUCUACCAUCUUUUCCAACUAACCGGUGACUUCCACGAAGCGAGACCGGACAUGUUCAAUCUGGUGUUACCGGUCAUGGAAUUGCACACCACCGUAUUCGGCGUCCAAUUGGCCGCUACCGCAUGUUUAUACAACUUGACUCGAGGGGAAUUCUCGAAGAACAUCCACCCGAGAUCCUUACGCAAAGGCGUCAAUUUGACGCUUUUGGCCAUGGAAUGCUUCCCCAAGGAAUUUCAGUUGCAGAAGAAUUCGCUGCUGACGUUGUGCAGCGAUUGGAUAUUGCAGGAAGUUAAUUUCGAUAAGUUCCGGUGUGCCAAGUUGGUGUUGGAUGCUUUGUGUCAUUUCGACGAUGCUAACAUGGACAGGAUGGCUGUGGCGAUAUGCAGUAUUCUCGCUGCUAGGAUUUCAACUGACGAGACUUCAAAACUCGGAGCGAGGCCAGAGUACAUGUGCAAACUUCUGAACAUGGUACGGAGAAGAGUUGACAAUGCGAUAGCCGACAUUACCUUAAAAUUUACUUUGAGUGCUUUGUGGAAUCUCACCGACGAAAGUGCGGCCACCUGCAAAGUAUUCUUAGAAAACAGCGGAGAGGAUAUAUUCUUAGGUGCCUUAAAAAUGUUUAGAAAUAAUUCAGCCAUCGAGACCAAAGUUUUGGGUCUAUUAAACAACAUUGCCGAAGUGGCUAAACUAAGGAGAAACCUGCUAACCGAGAACCUAAUGGACGAACUGUUCGUUCUCUUAAGUUCCGAAAAUAUAGACGUAAGCUAUUUCGCCGCUGGGAUAGUCGCCAAUCUAGCCUCAGAAGGACCAGACUUUUGGACUAUUCAGAACCACAGUCGGGAGCAAAUGCUGGAGGGAUUAAAGAAUUCCGUGGCCAAUUGGAAAGUGCCAGAGAGCGAGAUGGUGGCCUAUAGAAGCUUUAAACCGUUUUUUCCAUUGCUGCAAACAGGGAUGGAUUAUCAAGUCCAAUUGUGGGCUGUGUGGGCGAUACAUCAUGUUUGUACAAAGAAUCCAAAACGAUAUUGUCACAUGCUCCUAGAAGAAAGAGGACGACGCAUCCUUAACGACCUACUAGAAUACGACCACACCCACUAUGAAAUCAAGAACUAUUGCUGUCUGAUACUCCAAACGUUACCAAAUGGCGUCUAAUUGAUCUCCCCUAUACAGGAUACCCGAUACGAGGCUUAGCACUGUGUUGUAAAAGUCCUUUCAGUAGAGAAGUAUUAACAAAACUCCAAAGGCUUUUCAGAGUAAUGUGAUUUUAUUAUUUAAAAAUGAUUUUAAAUGUGGUUUAUUUUUUUGUUAGUAUAGUAGACAUUGUAUUAAGAGCGUAGCCGCAAAAUUUCGAGCCAAUGUUUUUUAAAUGCAUUAAUUUUUUUUUCGAAUCCUGAAAAAACUAAUAAAUAUUUUUGAAAAAUUCAAACGCAGAAUGAAAUAUUACGUUAUUGCCGAGGGCCGAAAGUCCCUGAAAACUUCUAUAAUGUUUAUUUUAAUAAGUUACAUGGGUAAAAAAAAUUUAGUGUGAUUUUAAAUUUCAAAUAUCUCAUUCAAAAGAAACUUUUUGUUUAUUCUAAAGGACAUUCGGUCCUCGGUAAUAAUCUAAUGUUUUAGUCUAUUUUUAAAUGUAUUAGUUUUUUCAGGAUUCGAAUGAAAUUAAUGAAUUUAAAAAUAAUUCGCCCGAAAUUUUGCUCUUACUCUCUUAAAUGUACUAAGUAUUCAGUGGCAACAAUGAGAAGGAUAAAGUACUGUUAUUUUAUUUUUUUCAAAUAAAACAUACCGGCGGGUAAUUUAUUGCAACGGUCAAAGUGCUCUUCCGGGCGGCUCAAUGUUGACUUCUUCUCUUUUUUAAGCGAGUUUUUUCAAAAAACCUUCCACUAUCGUAUCGUCUUUAACUAUGUCUAUAUGUCGUAUUCACAGAAGAAACUUUAGUAGGAAAUAAGUGCAGACAACGUCUUGUCUUCUUAAUAUGACUGUCUACUAUGGAUCUUCUUCUUCUUCAUGUACCAUGUUCUUUCAGAACGUUGGUUACCAUAAUAUCUAUCUUAAGGGGCUAUCCUAGUGUAAAAGUACGAAACUCAUACUCUUUUUAGAAUUUCUAAAAUAAAAAGUACUGUACCAAUUAUUAUGAAAAUUUGCAUG